UCCAUCUGCCCAGUCCUUGAGGGCCACCAAGUGAGACAUACCGUCUUGGUGGGGAGUGGGGGGAAACCACCGAACACCGCAGGGAAACUGGAAAGACAACUAGGAUGGUGGAGACUGUUCUUCUGUGUCUUAGAAGAACAGGUGGUUUCAGCCCUGUCUCUAUUCCAGGGAUUUUCAGGGAGACUCAGGGUCCCUGUGUAUGAGCCCUCCUACCAUCUGAGUUCACUCAUACGGAUAGGAGUCAGGGCGAGGAUCGGGUUGCAAUAGGAGGUGACCUGCUCCAGGCCUAGUUUUUCCGGUUUCCCUACAGUGUUCAGUGGGGAGUUUCCCCCACCGAGACAGUAUGGAAAUAGAACACCCAGGACAGGAGCAUAGCUCCAGCACCAACAGAGGCUGGAGGACAACUGACUCCAGCCUACAAGCCACAGGCAAUAUAAACACCAAGUGACCACACCCAGCCAAGGUAGUUAACCCCUCAAGUACAGACAGAACCAACCAGGAGAAAAGCACACAUGCUGCAAAACACGUUUCCCCUGGCAACCAGCAUGCACAGCUAACGUGUCACGGCGUACAACAAACAGACCGAGACACAGCCGUGACCCCAGACCUGCCACCUUUAGAGCCCCCAGAGCUUCCAAUGCCACCACCCCCAGAGCUUCCAAUGCCACCACCGCUCCACCUCUAGAGACCCAAAACUUCCAGUAACACCACCAGUCAACUUCCAGAGCAUCCAAUGACCUCACAGUUCCACCUCUAGUCACCCAGACCUUUCAAUGAAACCACAGCUCUAUCUCCAGAACCACAGGCUUUGAUUCAAAGUCAGAAAAUAAAAACAGCACCAGAUAGGUUCAUGCACUCAAUACACCAAAACGAUCUUUUGUCCAGUCCCUAUACGACAAGAGGACUUUUGAGAUGAUUCUGCAUACAUCACGAUAUCUACAUCAAAUUUUUAACUACAAGUCUCACUGGAUCAAUCAGAUUUGUCUCUCAUUCACAGACUUAAUGACGCGAACAGAAUAUCAGCGCGGAGUUCACACCCCUCCACUGGGCAAGUCAGCUGUCAGUAUCACAAUGCCCGGCAUGGCCACGCAAGCUGAAGGCUAUGACACGGACAAAGGAUGUGGCCAAGAACCUAACGGCAGGUGUUCUGGACUGGGACAGCCCAUCAAGCCUAAGCAAGUCCUGGCAUACCUUCCGCGACCCCCCACAGACACGAGUCGGUACCGGAGCUUUCCACAGAAGGUGAGAAUCCUAAUGUAUCCCAAGCAACCUCUAAAAUUUUAUAUCAGGUUAACAAAAUGAUAAUCUCUUUCUGCAGCCAGAAUGUGUAGUGGUAUCGACAUGUGCGGCAGAGCCGAAGCCAGCCCCUCAUCCAACACCAACUCAUCCUCCGUUGCCACUUCCAGACAUAAUGCCUCGCAGCGCGUACAAACGUCACAUGAGCACUGCAGACAUAGGAUAUGCCUACCCAGGACGGCCACGUCAAAGUGUGUGCAUUUCCGCUGACCAUCCAAAGUACCGCCGGUCUUCUCUGAAAGAUGGUGGAGCUGGCAGUAGUCGCUGGUACCCCCGUCACGCUAUCAGUGUGCCCGAUAUCACUCAUGGACCUCGAUACAUGAGUACGCCACCACGUGGUUUGUUUUCUGCACCCAUAACUGGACCUGAACGGCCCGCGAAGCAACGGUGUAAGCUGAUGGAAGCAGAAGUCCACCAAGGCAAGACAUCAACCCGGCGAGAACGCCAGAGGUAUGUGGCCAAAGAUGGCAAGUGCCAGGUCAACUUGGGCCGCAUUGAAGAGAAAGGACGCUUCCUCUCGGACAUUUUCACUACUAUCGUCGACCUCAAGUACCGCUGGUUCCUGUUUGUGUUCACGAUGUGCUACAUCGUCACGUGGCUGCUCUUUGCCACAAUCUACUAUUUAGAUGCGUUUUGGCGACUUGAUAUACUCAACCAAAAAAACGAAGAUUGGAGACCUUGCUUUCAGAACGUGGACAGCUUCACAUCAGCGCUCCUCUUCUCCGUUGAAACCCAACGCACCAUUGGCUACGGCUUCCGCAUGGUGACCACCAACUGCCAAGAAGGUGUCUACCUCAUAAUGGCCCAGUCCAUUGUGGGCUCCAUGAUAGACGCCCUAAUGGUGGGAUGCAUGUUCGUUAAGAUUUCUCGACCCAAGAAAAGAGCACAGACGCUGAUCUUCAGCCAGAACUGUGUGAUCUGCCCACGAGAUGAAAGGCUUUGUCUGAUGUUCCGGAUUGGUGACCUCCGAGAUAGCCACAUGGUGGACGCUAAAAUAAGGGCCAAGCUCAUCAAGUCUCGGCAGACGUAUGAAGGGGAAUUUCUCCCGCUGGAGCAGUCGGAGAUCAACCUUGGCUACGAGACGGGGGAGGACCGGCUGUUCUUGGUGGAGCCGCAGGUCAUCUGCCACAUGAUUGAGGACAACAGUCCUUUCUGGGACAUGGGGCCGCAGCAGCUGCUUCGAGAGCAGUUUGAGAUCAUAGUUAUACUGGAAGGAAUCGUGGAGGCUACAGGCAAGUAGAUGACCCCCUUGUGCAUGCCCUUCUCCACCCUAGGGUCAGUGCAUUACAUACUAUCCCUCUGCCACGAGCUUCUUGUUGAGGUACUCCAUCCAGACAAAUCUGUUAACGGGGUUGGCCAAUUUGCAGGGGAUUCUGCUGUCUAAAUCUAUGCAUGUGCCAGACGUGUCCAUUUGCACAGCACCUGCACAGAAUAAAAGCUACCCAGGAGAAGCUGUCGCUUCCAUCUUGCAGCCUAAGGCCUCAUGCACACGACCAUUGUUGU
This is a messenger RNA of Bufo gargarizans (Asiatic toad), 2799 nucleotides long. RefSeq names its product G protein-activated inward rectifier potassium channel 4-like. Gene Ontology annotation, cellular component: plasma membrane. The record is from RefSeq and is a predicted model, not a curated record. Gene Ontology annotation, molecular function: inward rectifier potassium channel activity. Gene Ontology annotation, biological process: regulation of monoatomic ion transmembrane transport; potassium ion import across plasma membrane. The transcript has a single exon. NCBI's taxonomy places the organism in Eukaryota, Metazoa, Chordata, Amphibia, Anura, Bufonidae. The coding region runs from base 1412 to 2536 and encodes 374 amino acids.